UAGAGGAGCUUUCCACUUUCUUCUCCCGCAAAACCUCUCAAGCCAAACCCAGAGAGUAUGCUUAUGCUGGACGUUCCGGUCGCUCACGAGGUACCCCUCUGGACACUGAAAUGCCGUCUUAUCCUAGGCGACAUGAUCGCCACCCCUCACCCUAUGGCUCGCAAUGUUUUUAUCGAAGCAGCACCGUCAGAGGGGUUGAAGGAAUGUCCAUUCAUUCGAGCUCCCUGUCAGUGGCUAGAAGCCGCGGCGCUGAAUUUCAUUCCCUGAAGCGCUCAAGCAGCAAGCCCAAGAGCUGGUCUUCAUCGUUGCAGCGUCACGGUACUCACCCUGCGGAGAGCGAACCCAGGUCCUAUUCUUCCAACAAGGCUGGUUCGGGGAAUACCACUGCAGUUCCCGGACAACCAGCAAAGCAACUCCGAGAACGUGAGCCGGCGGCCGCGGUAAGCCCUAAACGAUAUCGUUUCGAAAGGGCUCGGGUUAUUCCGGGAAACACUCGCAAGGAUGCUGCAGCACAAACAGAUUUUGAGAUCACAAGAAAGGAUGGGUUCCCAGAAGAACAACAGCCUCCCAAAACGGACGAAGCUUGGAUGGCAAGGAAUUUCCCCUUGGAAACCGGUUGCCAGCAUACUGCUGUCAAAUUGCUCAGAGACAGUACACGAAGCGCUCUGCAGCAGUCUGUCGAAAGAGAGCUGCUGAACCGGUCAGCGCUAGCGCCACGUAGUUUCCAGUACGAGGCGUAUGGCAAGCUGCCGAAUGAUAGCGGGGGGGUUGAGCAUGAGAGGCAACGCUAUGAUGUGGGUGACGCCUUGCUGCUUGGGCGAAGUGCCGAGGGAGAUGCUACUCCUGGAGUAGGCCCAUCUAUGCACCUUCUGGACGGCGAUCAGACAAUCCGACUAGACCAGAGCAUGGAUUGGGACAUGGGUGCUCUCCUGGACCCUCCACGCCUGCUAACGGAACAUGAACGUGUCGUCAACCGAGAAUUUGACUCCCAUGAAAGUUCCCAUGAGACCGGAAACCGCCACGCUAAUCCAGAAAAUCUCGGGGUUGAGGAUCUGGAGGAGUUCAUUAAAAGAAUAGAGGCUGAGGCAGCGAGGUCCUAUGGACGAGUUGAUGAUGGCCUGUCAUUUCCAUACGACAGAUUUGACCUGGUGGACGGCUCGGAACUGAGGCGCUCCCCGCUCCCCGAAGCCGCAGACUGUAGUGGAGCGAACGAUACAGCUAUUCUGUCGAGCAGACGUCGAUCGUUGUUUGAAGCCGACCUGAGCGAUUCACUCGCUCAAACAGCCAACUCGACCUAUCCCGACUCAUUUUCAGCAUCGGAGCUGUACCCUCUAGGGGAGCUCCCGGAGUGUCUGACACAGGCCUGGCGGCAAAGGGGUAUGUUGUAGAGUGCCAUACUCUCGUUAGCGCACACGAUAUAUGAGGGGCGGCUC
This is a messenger RNA of Chaetomium strumarium, 1433 nucleotides long. RefSeq lists its product as uncharacterized. Bases 111 to 1388 code for a protein of 425 amino acids. The record is from RefSeq and is a predicted model, not a curated record. Lineage: Eukaryota; Fungi; Ascomycota; Sordariomycetes; Sordariales; Chaetomiaceae. The transcript has a single exon.